AGUUUGUCAUCUUUAAAAAUAAAACCGCAAAGAAUUUUUUUUAAAUAUGUAAUGAUUUUACGAAUAGUUCCAAAGUUAGACAAUUGCAAAUGUCAGAUUAGAUGCAAACGGUAUAAAACACGUGUUGUUUAUAAGAGAAAAAUAAUGGAUGUUUUAUCAAGACCGGCAGAAGAAUUUGGAAAUGAUGAGUCUCUGGAAGUUAUGUGGGCUAUGAAAGCCUACGAUCACGCUCACAUUUAUUUCAAUAUACUCUGCUCAGCGGAUCCAAAACUCCUAAAACUGACUCCAAUAGAUGAUACAAUUUACAAAAUCUUCAGAGAGGAAUUCCCUACAUUAGAUCUGCAUGUAAUUGAGGAGAAUGAACUUAAAAGUACAAAGGAAAAAGCUAAGUGGAGGCCGUUUUGCGAACGUUUCAAGAACUUGGUUGAAGACUACAGCUUUGGCACUCUAGUUAGAGGAGAUGCAUCUGAAGACUACAAAGAAAAUAACACAAUCUUAGUUACCCGAAUUCAAUUUUAUGCUAUUGAAAUAGCAAGAAAUAAAGAGGGUGUUAAUGAUAUUUUAAGAGACAAAUUCAGAUCUGUUGAUGUUGAAACGGAGAGUUAGUAUUUAGAUAAACAAGGAUUAACUUAUAUGCUUUAAUAUUAAAUGACUCAUUUUUUAA
Aethina tumida (small hive beetle) is the source of this 664-nucleotide messenger RNA. Its product is annotated as protein PBDC1. NCBI's taxonomy places the organism in Eukaryota, Metazoa, Arthropoda, Insecta, Coleoptera, Nitidulidae. Gene Ontology annotation, cellular component: cytoplasm. The coding region runs from base 52 to 606 and encodes 184 amino acids. The transcript has 3 exons. The record is from RefSeq and is a predicted model, not a curated record.